Molecule: messenger RNA, 991 nt
Organism: Triticum aestivum (bread wheat)
Lineage: Eukaryota; Viridiplantae; Streptophyta; Magnoliopsida; Poales; Poaceae
Product: 60S ribosomal protein L13-1
Exons: 5
Coding region: 212-838 (208 amino acids)
Biological process (GO): translation
Cellular component (GO): cytosolic large ribosomal subunit; ribosome
Molecular function (GO): RNA binding; structural constituent of ribosome
Source: RefSeq, a predicted model, not a curated record
CCAUGGACCAAGCGCUCGCAAGUGGGCCAAUAUCGCAACCUCACAUCCUCACGGACGAAAACCCUACCCUCCCGCACGGGCCAGCACUAUAAGAUCCCUCAUCAUCUUCAUCCCCCCGCGCCGCCGCUCCACUCCCCCGCAAAACCCUAGCCCUCCCCCGCGCCGCCGCCGCACCGUCGUCUCCAGGUAAGGAGGAGGAGAGGAGGGCGAGAUGGUGAAGCACAACAACGUCAUCCCCAACGGCCACUUCAAGAAGCACUGGCAGAACUAUGUCAAGACGUGGUUCAACCAGCCCGCCCGCAAGCAGAGGCGUCGCAUCGCUCGCCAGAAGAAUGCUGUGAAGAUCUUCCCCCGCCCUACCUCUGGACCUCUUCGCCCCAUUGUGCAAUGCCAGACCCGCAAGUACAACAUGAAGGCCAGGGCUGGCAGAGGAUUUACCCUUGAGGAGCUUAAGUCCGCUGGCAUCCCAAAGAAGCUCGCUCCGACCAUUGGCAUUUCUGUGGACCAUCGCCGCAAGAACAGGUCGCUUGAGGGUAUGCAGUCCAAUAUCCAGCGGCUCAAGACCUACAAGGCCAAGCUUGUUAUCUUCCCAAGGCGUGCUCGCAAGGUCAAGGCUGGUGACUCUACUCCGGAGGAGCUUGCCAACGCCACACAGGUCCAGGGUGACUACAUGCCCAUUGCCCGUGGCGAGAAGCGCUCAGUCGAGGUCGUGAAGGUCACAGAGGAGAUGAAGGAGUUCAAGGCCUAUGGCAAGCUCCGCGUCGAGAGGAUGAACCAGCGCCAGUUGGGAGCCAGGCAGAAGAAGGCUGCCGAGGCGGAGAAGGAGGAGAAGAAGUGAUGAGAUGCUUAAGGCAGCUAGUGGGUUCUGUUGUUAUCAAGUGCUAGUUUCUGAAUUUCUGUUUUGGCCUUCUCGGACAUCUUGUUUGAUACCUGAUAUACUUAUUUGCAUGAUCUGCUAUCAAAUCUUAUCCUAUGAGUGUCCUUGGAUUUU